Messenger RNA from Arachis stenosperma, 741 nucleotides. Its product is annotated as pentatricopeptide repeat-containing protein At2g20710, mitochondrial-like. Bases 1 to 741 code for a protein of 246 amino acids. Gene Ontology annotation, molecular function: protein binding. The transcript has a single exon. Lineage: Eukaryota; Viridiplantae; Streptophyta; Magnoliopsida; Fabales; Fabaceae. The record is from RefSeq and is a predicted model, not a curated record. Gene Ontology annotation, cellular component: mitochondrion.
AUGGGAACUCUUAGCUACGAUAAACUGCUAGUCGUUAUCAAGCAACUUAGGUCACGCAAAAGAUAUAAAAACACCCUCGAGGUAUCAUUUUGGAUGUCUGAGAAAGGAUACUCUAAACCUGGAUCUGCAGAUUUUAGUUUAAGACUGAACUUGAUUGCAAAGGCCAAGGAAAUAGAAGAAGCUAAAUCUUAUUUUGAUAGCAUUCCGAAAUACUCAAGAGCUGUAGAAUGUUACAGCUCUCAUCGUAAUUGCUAUGCUCAAGUUAGGGAUGUGGAUAAAGAUGAAAGGAUCAUACUGCAGAUGAAACAUUUGGGUUUCGCAAAGUCUACUUUGGCAAGAAAUACUUUGCUUAAUCUCUACUAUCAAACACAAAACUUUGACAAAGUGGAAAAUUUGUUGCUUGAAAUGAAGGAAGAGGGUAUUCAAUUCAAUAGAUUUACAUUUGUCACCUUGAUUAACACAUAUGCGGCCAAAUCUGAUAUAGAGGGAAUCGGCAAACUUCUUGCACAGUUAGAAGAUGAUCCAUCGUAUUCCCAACAUGCGGAUUGGUGGAGUGUUUAUUUUGUGGCAGCCAAUUGUUAUGGAAAACUCGGGCUUCGUGAUAAAGCUUUUAACGUUUUAAAGAAAUCAGAGGAGCGCCUGAGUUCUACAAUCUGGAAAGAGGCAUUUUCCUUACCUUGUGACUUAAUAUGCAGCAAUAGGAAAGAAAGAAGAAGUGAUGAGGUUGUGGAAUAUUUAUAA